AUCUCAACUUCAAUCAACUUUACUUCAACAACAGGUUUGGUUUAUCAACUACUCAACUUGUGUAGCAUCUCAACUUCAACAUGGCUCUUAAACGUAUCAACAAGGAGUUGCUUGAUCUCGGCCGCGACCCUCCCUCCUCUUGCUCAGCUGGUCCACAGGGCGAUAACAUGUUUCAAUGGCAAGCUACUAUCAUGGGACCCGCCGACAGUCCCUACGCUGGUGGUGUUUUCUUCUUAAUAAUCACUUUUCCAACCGAUUAUCCUUUCAAGCCACCCAAGGUUUGCUUUCAAACCAAAAUUUAUCAUCCUAACAUCAACGCGAACGGCUCUAUCUGCCUUGAUAUACUGAGGGAACAAUGGUCACCAGCUCUCACCAUCUCCAAAGUAUUACUCUCCAUAUGCUCGAUGCUUACCGACCCGAAUCCGGACGAUCCACUCGUACCGGAGAUAGCCAACCUGUACAAAACCGACCGAGCAAAAUACGAGGCAACUGCUCGCGAACACACCCGUAAACACGCCAUGUAACUUCUUUGCCCGUUUAUCAUCACUCUGUUUUCAAAACUUUGUUUUUUGUCUAUAAUGAACCAGUUUACGGUCCCGUGAGAGCUAGCUCGUUGAUGUACAAGUAUCAUGGGGAAGUGGAGGAGUAGGAAUCCGAAUCGAUAUCAUCACACAUGAUAUGUUCUCUGCC
This is a messenger RNA of Melampsora larici-populina 98AG31, 690 nucleotides long. RefSeq lists its product as uncharacterized. The record is from RefSeq and is a predicted model, not a curated record. Gene Ontology annotation, cellular component: nucleus. Gene Ontology annotation, molecular function: ubiquitin conjugating enzyme activity. The coding region runs from base 81 to 524 and encodes 147 amino acids. The transcript has 8 exons. Gene Ontology annotation, biological process: protein polyubiquitination; ubiquitin-dependent protein catabolic process. NCBI's taxonomy places the organism in Eukaryota, Fungi, Basidiomycota, Pucciniomycetes, Pucciniales, Melampsoraceae.